AAACAGUUGACAAGUAACGAAAUACUUUUGUUAAUAGUGGCUUUGAAACUACACCUUGAGCCCCGUAGUUCCAAGAUGUAGAAUCAAAACUUUACGGUGCGGAUUUGGUGGGGAAAAACUCAAAAUACCGGACUUCAAAAUUGACAGGUUAACGAGACAGGUACGGCACAAUUUCACAAUCUGCACGAUAUGCAAAUUAGUAAUUCCGGCAACAUGCCAAUCGUAAUAUAAAAGCAGUAGCAUCCAUCCAAAUCUCCUCUACUCCAUCAAUUCCCUUUAGUUAUGUCUUCUGUGUUUAUUUCUGGUGCUUCUGGUUACCUCGCCCAACAUAUUUUCAAGUUGUUAAUUGCCAACGGCUACAAAGUCGUUGGAAGUGUCAGAUCCGAAGCCAAAGGUGAAUAUUUAAAGACUCUUUUCACUGAAAACUUCGAGUAUGCCGUUGUUCCAGACAUUGCCGUUGAGGGUGCUUUCGAUGAGGCCUUGAAGAGCCAUCCAGAAGUUGUUGCCUUCUUCCAUACUGCUUCUCCUUUCAACUUCGACGAUGAUGGAAUUGAAGAAAAGCUUUUGAAGCCAGCUGUCGGAGGUACCAGAAACUGUUUCGUUUCUGCCAAGGCUUACGGUAAGAACCUCAAGAGAUUCAUCCUUACUUCCUCCUACGCUGCCAACGCCUGGUCUUACCUUGUUGACAAGACUAUUCCAGAAGAUGUCAGAACCACCGAAGAAACCUGGACCGAAAUCAGUUAUGAGCAAGCUCAAAUUAACGGUUACACUGGUUACCACGCUUCCAAGGCUCUUGCCGAAAAGGAAGCCUGGAAAUUCAUCAAGGAAGAGAAGCCAGACUUUGAACUUGUUGCCAUCAACCCAGUUUACAUUUUUGGACCACAAGCAUUUGACUCUGAAGUCAAGGACACCAUGAAUGUCAGUGCUGAAGUUAUCAACCAAUUCCUCAAGUUGAAGAGCACUGACCCUUUGCCAAUUGUUAAGGGUCUUCAAGUUGACGUUAGAGACGUUGCCAAGGCUCAUCUUUUCGGUUUGGAAAGAGACGAUUACAUUGGUCAAAGAGUUAUUGUCCAACACUGUGCUUUCAGUCAGCAAACCAUUGCUAACAUCUUGAAUGAAAAGUACCCUGAAUUGAACCUUCCAAAGGGUGACCCAGAAUCUGAACCAGAAAGUAUCAAGCGUGUUGUUCAUGGUGAUUUGGAUGACUCCAACUCCAAGAAGCUCUUAGGCCUCAAGGAAAUUGACCUCGUCCAAACCGUUGUGGAUUCGGUUGACCAAAUCUUGAGAGCCAAGAAGGCUGCUUCAGCUGAAACACAAACACUCUCAGUUCACAUAAUAACAAUUAAUAAAGCAUCUUUCAUCGUAAUCCGUUUUCGUAGUUGGUUCUAA
This is a messenger RNA of Suhomyces tanzawaensis NRRL Y-17324, 1389 nucleotides long. Its product is annotated as NAD(P)-binding protein. The transcript has a single exon. Gene Ontology annotation, molecular function: oxidoreductase activity, acting on the CH-OH group of donors, NAD or NADP as acceptor. Bases 283 to 1389 code for a protein of 368 amino acids. The record is from RefSeq and is a predicted model, not a curated record. NCBI's taxonomy places the organism in Eukaryota, Fungi, Ascomycota, Pichiomycetes, Serinales, Debaryomycetaceae.